Spirometra erinaceieuropaei is the source of this 1644-nucleotide messenger RNA. NCBI's taxonomy places the organism in Eukaryota, Metazoa, Platyhelminthes, Cestoda, Diphyllobothriidea, Diphyllobothriidae. The record is from the annotation of a GenBank genome assembly.
AUGCCGGGUCCUAGACGCCUUGACGUUGCAAAAAUCCGGCAAACCAGCACCGCUGAGGCCCUAAGCAGAGAAAUCCGGACCUGUUUUACGACCCGAGGCGACGGAGAAGGCAGUAACCAGUGGUCGUCACUGAAGACUUCAGUCUAUAGAGCAGCUGAGAAAAUCUCUGUAUAUACCCAUCGACCCCGCAGUGACUGGAUCAGCGAAAGAACCCUGCAAUUGUCUGCUCAGACGGCUCGAGCCAGGCCCCGUAACGAUGACUGGUUCCACCAACUUCGAACGAUGACGGCAAAAGCGGCCAGGGAUGACCGGAAGCAAUAUUUGGCUGAAAUAGCGACCUCCAUGAAACAGGCCUUGAACGUUCGUGACACUCGAAAACUCUACCAACUGAUCCGCCAAUUUAGCGGUAAGCCCUCUACACGGAGUGACUCUGUUCGCGACGUGAAUGGCGGCUUUAUUGCUGACAGCUCGGCCAAAGUCGAGCGCUGGCCUCAGAACUUUGAGCACCAUCUCAACUUCGAUAACCAACCUACCACGCCCUUGCUCUCCUCCUCAGUGGAGUUUCUUCCGUCUCCUACCUAUGCAGUGCCAUGCGAUCCCCCCUCUGAAGGAGAAGUUGCCGAUACCACACGAAAAUUGCGCAACAAUAAGGCCCCUGGAGAGUACGGUAUACCAGCUGAAAUCUUCAAGUCUGGUGUCGACACUCUGGCGCCCUGGCUCCAUGAGGUGAGUGAAUGAGCGUGGAGAGACGUGGUUGUUCCUGAUGACUGGGGCUUAGGCAUCCUUGUACCAAUCCUCAAGAAGGGAGAUAAGACGAGAUGCGAGAACUACCGCGGCAUAAGUCUUAUCGACGUUACUGCGAAGAUCUUCGCUAUUGUCCUACCCAGGCGAUUCUAGGCUGUGCGUGACUCAAGGACGCGGCCCAUCCAAGCCGGAUUUCGUGCAGGACGUGGAUGUGCAGGCCAGAUAUUUACACUGAGGCGCAUUCUCGAAUUUCGCCAUAGCUACCAACAAUCGACGGCCGUCUGCUUCAUUGACUUUGUCGCCGCGUUCGAUUCCGUUCACCGUGAGUCCCUUUGGCGGAUAAUGGCGCAAGAUAGUGUACCGGCAAAAAUCAUCGCCAUGAUCAAGGCCUACUAUCGCUCCACUACUUUGAGAGUCCUGGUCUGCAACAACCUUUCCCAACCGUUUGGUAUUCGAUCAGGCGUUCGACAGGGUUGUGUCCUGUCGCCCAUUCUGUUCAACUAUGCUAUUGAAUGGAUUCUCGGGAGGGCCCAACACGAGGGUGACGGAGGGGAGUUUGCAUCCGGACACCGACUGACAGAUCUCAACUAUGCCGAUGGUAUCGCCUUACUUGCUUCAAGUUUCGGUGAUCUGCAGUCUAUGGUGUCACGGGUGAACGAGGUCGCUAAAUCGGUCGGUUUAUCCAUAAACGCUGGGAAGACCAAAGUGUUCUCAAGCUGCAUCCCUGAUCAGGAGAAGGUACCCCUCGGGAUUGAUGGCUGUCAACUUGAUGAAGUAGGCAGUUUUAAAUACCCUGGGGCGAGGCUGAUGCCUAAUGGACGGAUUAAGGAGGACAUUGUCUCCCGAAUCGAUGCUGCCCGCUGGGUUUUCUCAAGCCUUCAUAAAUGCCUAUGGAACUGA